AUGUCUUCAAGAUUCGGCGCCUCGUCGCUGCACCAGCGCGACUCCCGCAGCGCCCUCUUCGAGGGAUACACCGGCGACAACGGCCGCCGGCCCGUCAGCGCCUCGCCCUCGGGGCUUGGCGGCGGGUACGGAUACGGGUACGCGGGGGGCAGCGCUUCGCCCGCGCCGCCCAUGGGCGGGAGCCAUCUCGGCAUCGAUGGUGGCCGGGGGUUCCGGCCUGCGACACCAAACAAACGGUACGGACACCUUGCACUCGAGGGAGGAGGCUGCUUUGGAGUUGUGACGGUGACGACUACGAAAGAGAGGGGCGGAGAGAGAGAGAGAGAGAGAGAGAGAGAGAGAGAGAGAGAGAGACUUGGCUUGGGAGAUGACAUGCUAACGGGCUACAGCGACGCCGUGCUGAACGAGCUGGAGAGCCAGAAUGAUGCGCAGGUCGAGGGCAUCAUGGGCAAGGUCAAGAUCUUGAAGAGCAUGACGGUGGCCAUUGGCGACGAGAUCCGCGACUCCUCGGCCCUCGCCGAGAAGAUGAACGACACCUUCGACUCGACGCGCCUGCGCAUCCGCGGCACCAUGAACCGCAUGCUGCUCAUGGCCGAGCGCACCGGCGUCGGCUGGAAGGUUUGGCUCGGCUUCUUCGCGGCCGUCUGCUUCGUCUUCAUGUACGUGUGGCUGUUUUGA
Colletotrichum spaethianum is the source of this 678-nucleotide messenger RNA. RefSeq names its product protein transport protein bet1. Gene Ontology annotation, biological process: endoplasmic reticulum to Golgi vesicle-mediated transport. The coding region runs from base 1 to 678 and encodes 225 amino acids. The record is from RefSeq and is a predicted model, not a curated record. The transcript is spliced from 4 exons. Lineage: Eukaryota; Fungi; Ascomycota; Sordariomycetes; Glomerellales; Glomerellaceae.